Messenger RNA from Salvelinus fontinalis (brook trout), 5636 nucleotides. It is a transcript of the gene gng10, whose product is annotated as guanine nucleotide binding protein (G protein), gamma 10. Gene Ontology annotation, molecular function: G-protein beta-subunit binding. Gene Ontology annotation, biological process: G protein-coupled receptor signaling pathway. The record is from RefSeq and is a predicted model, not a curated record. The transcript is spliced from 3 exons. Bases 3219 to 3425 code for a protein of 68 amino acids. Gene Ontology annotation, cellular component: heterotrimeric G-protein complex. Lineage: Eukaryota; Metazoa; Chordata; Actinopteri; Salmoniformes; Salmonidae.
GGAUAUUUUUUUUAUAUACAGUUGAAGUCGGGAAGUUUACAUACACCUUAGCCAAAUACAUUUAAACUCAGUUUUUCACAAUUCUUGACAUUUAAUCUGAGUAAAAGUUCCCUGUCUUUGGUCAGUUAGGAUCACCACUUUAUUUUAAGAAUGUGAAAUGUCAGAAUAAUAGUAGAGAGAAUGAUUUAUUUCAGCUUUUAUUUCUUUCAUCACAUUCCCAGUGGGUCAGAAGUUUACAUACACUCAAUUAGUAUUUGUUAGCAUUGCCUUUACAGUGUUUAUCUUGCGUCAAACGUUUUGGGUCGCCUUCCACAAGCUUCCCACAAUAAGUUGGGUAUAACGUUCGUCGUCGGGAAUGAGACCAAAGCGCAGCGUGGAAAGUGUUCAUGAUUUAAUGUUCACAAAAACACUCAAACAAAAUGACAAACGGAGAAAACGAAAGCGCACAGUUCUGUCAGGGGAAACCACCUAAACAGAAAACAAGAUCCCACAAAACCCAAACGGAAAAUCACAACUUAUAUAUGAUCCCCAAUCAGAGACAACGAUAGACAGCUGCCUCUGAUUGGGAACCACACUCUGCAAAACAACAAAGAAAUAGAAAACCGAUUUUCCCACCCGAGUCACACCCUGACCUAACCAGACAUAGAGAAUAAAUAAGGAUCUCUAAAGUCAGGGCGUGAUAUUGGGUGAAUUUUGGCCCAUUCCUCUUGACAGAGCUGGUGUAACUGAGUCAGACUUGUAGGCCUCCUUGCUCGCACACGCUUUUUCAGUUCUGCCCACACAUUUGCGACCAAGCUUUAACUUCCUGACUGAUGUCUUGAGAUGUUGCUUCAAUUUAUCCACAUCAUUUUUCUCCCUCAUGAUGCCAUCUAUUUUAUGAAGUGCACCAGUCCCUCCUGCAGCAAAGCACCCCCACAACAUGAUGCUGCCACCCCCGUGCUUCACGGUUGGGAUGGUGUUCUUCGGCUUGCAAGCCUCCCCCGUUUUCCUCCAAACAUAACGAUGGUCAUUAUGGCCAAACAGUUCUAUUUUUGUUUCAUCAGAUCAGAUGAUAUUUAUCCAAAAAGUAUGAUCUUUGUCCCCAUGUGCAGUUGCAAACCGUAGUCUGGCUUUUUUAUGGUGGUUUUGGAGCAGUGGCUUCUUCCUUGCUGAGCGGCCUUUCAGGUUAUGUCGAUAUAGGACUUGUUUUACUGUGGAUAUAGAUACUUUUGUACCUGUUUCCUCCAGCAUCUUCACAAGGUCCUUUGCUGUUGUUCUGGUAUUGAUUUGCACUUUUUGCACCAAAGUACGUUCAUCUCCUGAGCAGUAUGACGGCUGCGUGGUCCCAUGGUGUUUAUACUUGCGUACUAUUGUUUGUACAGAUGAACGUGGUACUUUCAGGCAUGUGGAAAUUGCUCCCAAGGAUGAACCAGACUUGUGGAGGUGUACAAUAUGUUUUCUGAUAUCUUGGCUGAUUUCUUUUGAUUUUUCCCAUGAUGUCAAGCAAAGGGGCACUGAGUUUGAAGGUAGGCCUUGAAAUACAUCCACAGGUACACCUCCAAUUGACUCAAAUUAUGUGCUUCUACACCUGCAUUGCUUGCUGUUUGGGGUUCUAGGCUGGGUUUCAGUACAGCACUUUGAGAUAUCAGCUGAUGUAAGAAGGGCUAUAUAAAUACAUUUGAUUUGAUUUGAUUUGAUUUAGCCUAUCAGAAGCUUCUAAAGCCAUGACAUCAUUUUCUGGAAUUUUCCAAGCUGUUUAAAGGCACAGUCAACUUAAUGUAUGAAUACUUCUGACCCACUGGAAUUGUGAUACAGUGAAUUAUAAGGUAAAUUAUCUGUCUUUAAACAAUUGUUGGAAAAAUGACUUGUGUCAUGCACAAAGUAGAUGUCCAAACCGACUUGCCAAAACUAUAGUUUUUUAACAAGAAAUGUGUGGAGUGGUUGAAAAACAAGUUUUAAUGACUCAAACCUAAGUGUAUGUAAACUUCCGACUUCAACUGUACCUGUCAGAUGCAAAACAUAAAGAUGCCAAUGUGCCAACACUGUAGUGCCAACACUGCAGCUGUGGGCCUCUGAGAGCAUGAUUUUAUUUUUGGGUCUGGAGCUCAGCUCUCUACUUGGUCCUCAUUGGUCCUCCCCAGAGGUGUCAUAGCCAUAGGGAGCAUGGGCACAAGGGCAAAUGCCCCCUCAGAUUUGAUCUGUUAAAGUUCGAAUUUGGGCACACCAAAAAAACUGUCCAACUCCACCCUUUUCUCAAUUUUCUAACAAAAAUUGGGGUGUGCUUUUGGUGGUUCGUCGACAUGUCAUUCUGGUCAUGCACACCGCAACCGACCUAGCUAGUUUGUUCGCUAAGCUAACCACUGAAACUAGUUUGUUAGCUAAGCUAACCACUGAAGCUAGUUUGUUAGCUAAGCUAACCACUGAAGCUAGUUUGUUAGCUAAGCUAACCACUGAAGCUAGUUUGUUAGCUAAGCUAAGCACUGAAGCUAGUUUGUUAGCUAAGCUAGCCAGUAACUCCUCCAGUAUGUGUUGACGUCAUUUCACAGGAUUUGUUUUGACCGGAAGCUGUAGAGAUCAGUAAGAAAGGGCACUUCUUUUGGCCAAAUAUCUUAUUCAUCCUAUUUUGUUUUGUUUUUAAGCAUUAAAUGACCUGGUAUGAUGGUGCGUUGAUCAGCUAUACAGUUUAAAAACGUUUUUUGUUGUUGCAUUUUUUGCAAAUUCCGUUCAGUGUAAACAUAAUGUAAAGGAAUGUGUGUCUUAUUCAGUUCAUUUAGUUAUUGCUUGCUUUUCUAAAGUAUACCAAACUUGCCAGCAGACAUGCCAGCUAAGAAUGUUAGACAAGCUAGCUAUUCUAAAUUGAUUUAUAGCCUGAAAUGUCUUUUUGGAAGCUAGUUAUGAGGAUGGGAGAUUAGGAACCUAUCUGGGCUUGCUAGCUAACUUCCUACAAUUGCUAGGUGUCUAGUAAUAAAUACAUGUUUGUUUUUUAAAUCAAGGAAAACGAGCACGGUGCCUCUGCAUCUUCAUGCUUUGUGCCCCCUCAAUUUUUUGAGUUGCAUGACGCCUCUGGUCCUCCCCAUCUGAGGAUGUGGCUUCCUGCUUCAAAAGUUUGGGAAGUGAAUUUUUUUCUUCUUUUUUUUUAAACCAGUCCAGAAAGCGCCGUCCCCCGUCAAUAUUUCUAAUAGUCCUCAAACAAUUUGACCAACAAACAAAAACAACAAGAAAGAAAGAAAAUCAUCAACAUGACGUCUAAUUCCAACGUGUCCAACAUGCGUCGACUUGUCGAACAAUUGAAACUCGAAGCCAGUUUGGAACGGAUUAAGGUGUCUCAGGCAGCGGCCGAGCUCCAGCAGUACUGCCAUCAGAAUGCAGCGAAAGAUGCUCUGCUUGUCGGGGUUCCGACAGGCUCCAACCCCUUCAGAGAACCACGAUCCUGUAACCUGUUCUAAGGACAGGACACAAAAACGCCGGAAUCAUCCAGAGGAAAACUUAUGUUGGAAUCCAAAAACGAUGAAAAAGUGAUCGGGUUACAUUAAUUUAAGACAUAUAUGUUUUCUCCUGUGCCACGUCGUUUUGUCGUGUUUCCUUAAUAAUAUAUAUUAUAUGAAGUAAUAAUAGGUUUGUAUAUGGAGCUCAUUUUUUACAUUUUGUUUCUUGGAUGUUAGUAUUUUUAGUCCCAAAGUUAUAAUUUUGUAUUUUUUUUUACCAGUUUGGUAACAUUUAAUAUAAACUUGAUCGUAUACAACAUUGUUAAAUUGUUCUUUUGUAAUUGCUUUGUUUUGCAUUGCAUCAUCUUAAACUGAAGAGAUGUUUUAAGUCGGGGGGGGGCUCGAAACUGCCUCGGAAUCGUUAAACUCCUUCCUUUCCUGUUGUUGAGACGUCGAUGCUUAUUGGAAAACGCUUAUAGUCAGUGACAGGAAGCUAGGUCUUCCUGUUUAAACCCACCAAAAUAUACUUAUAAUUCACAUGGAAUUCCAGUUGUUUUCAGUUACUUUCAGUUAAUUCACAACAUACAAGAUGUUGUGCUGAGACAGGGAGCGGACAGCCACGGACUGAACUUGAUCGGGUUUAUUUUAGCGUCAUGGAAAAGCUGUAACUGAUACCAAGGAAAGCACUUUCCGCCCGUAGACGGAUGUUUCCACCACCACUCAGUGUCAGUAGAGCCCCUGACCACAGGAUGUCACUGUGACUUCCCUUUCCCUUUAACUUAGAAUGUGUCCAAAAUGGCACCUUAUGGCCCCGUAGGAUUCUGGUCAAAAGUAGUGCACUAUAUAGGGAAUAGGGAGCCAUUUGAGACAUAGCGUUAUUUUGCCAUAUCCUGUUUGAUACAAGAGCGGCAGUCGUGGGUCCAGGGACCAAGGUCUCUUUCGCAAGGAAACCUAACAUUCACACAAACAUUACAAACACACUCAUUAUUGUCGUCGCCUCUUCCGGGUCUCCGAGUGGAAAAACUUCACCAGGCUUCUAAAAAAGGGGGCAAUCUGUGAUUGUUACAUUUUAAUUAUUUUUAAUUAUUGGCAUAUAGCCAUUGUUGUGUGUGAAUCCCAGAUUCCCUCAUUAAUGACUGUUAUAAGUGGUUGCCCAGUUGUUUGUUAUCGUCAGAUGAAGAGAGGUUAAUGUCAUUUAAACACGUCUGCUGAUUUAGGUUAGCCUCUCACUUAACGCUUUUCUUCUUACCAGCCUGGUGACACCUCGACAGAAAACCCUGACUUACAGUACUUCUGCUUUUUCGGAAGCAAAUCAAACUUUAUUUGUCACAUGCGCCAAAUACAACAAGUGUAUACAUUACAGUGAAAUGCUUACUUACAAGCCCUUAACCAACAGUGCAGUUCAAUAAAUAAAGUUAAGGAAAGAUUUACCAAGUAGACUAAAAUAAAAAGUAAUAAUAAAAAGUAACACAAUAACAAUAACAAGGCUUUAUACAGGGGGCACCGGUACCGAAUCAGUGUGCAGGGGUACAGGUUAGUUGAGGUAAGUUGUACAUGUAGGUAGGGGUGGAGUAACUAUGCAUAGAUAAUAAACAGCGAGUAGCAGCAGUGUACAAAACGGAGGGGGGGGGGGGUCAAUGUAAAUUGUCCGGUGGCAAUUUUAUUGAUUGUUCAGCAGUCUUAUGGCUUGGGGGUAGAAGCUGUUGAGGAGCCUUUUGGUCUUAGACUUGGCGUUCCGGUUGCCGUGCGGUAGCAGAGAAAAGUCUAUAACUUGGGUGACUGGAGUCUCUGAAAAUUGUAUGGGCUUUCCUCUGACAUCGCCUAUUAUAUAGGUCCUGGAUCAAAUCAAAUCAAAUGUAUUUAUAUAGCCCUUCUUACAUCAGCUGAUAUCUCAAAGUGCUGUACAGUAAUCCAGCCUAAAACCCCAAACAGCAAGCAAUGCAGGUGUAGAAGCACGGAUAGCAGGAAGCUUUGCCCCAGUGAUGUACUGGGCCGUUCGCACUACCCUCUAGAGGUUGUUUUAAGUUGCACCAGAAAGGCAAAUGUUUAGUAAACAAUCCAAUGUGCUGCAUAGAUUAAUUUCAGUUGAUUGUUACCUGUUCUGGUAUCUUUCAAAUAUUGUGCACUUUGUUCAAUUUUAAAAUAUGAUGUCUAAACUCAAUAAUAACAUGCUUUUGUUUCACAUUUGGCCUGUCUGUGUGUAAAUUUUAAUAAAAUAAUGUUUAACCAAAA